Molecule: messenger RNA, 1006 nt
Organism: Geodia barretti
Lineage: Eukaryota; Metazoa; Porifera; Demospongiae; Tetractinellida; Geodiidae
Source: the annotation of a GenBank genome assembly
CUCGUUCGAUUCUGACGCAAGGCACGCCCGUCUUUGAGCUUCUCUCUCUUCGGAAGUCUGAGCGCCCUAGUUUGAGGAGAAAUCAAGCGGCAUUUGGAUAAACUGAGGUCCUCUACCAACUGCAGCAAUGGCUCAGAAUAUGAACCUCGGUUUCCGGUUAAACGAGUCACCAGAUAUUCUGCUGAAAGAGCUGGUUCUCUCGCCGCUCAUUUACAUCCGAUUCCUCGGACUCCUGUGCUCCAUCGUAGUGUUUGGAUGCAUAUCUGACAAGGUGGAGCUCAAUGGAUACUGCCGGUACAACAACAGCAAUGCCUGCAGUUUCGGCGUGGCUGUUGGAGUCAUAGCCUUUCUCCUCUGUCUCGUUUUCCUUGUCAGAGACGUCGUCUACGUCGUCAUCGACUUCAGAAACAACGUCAUGGUAAAGAAGGUGAUAUUGGUGGUGGACGCAGUGGCAAAUGGUCUAUGGACGUUCAUGUGGUUCGUGGCCUUUGUCUACUUGACCGACCAGUGGAGAAAGACCUCCGUGAAGGAUGCAUCUUCCCGCAACUGUGGCAACAGUGGUGUGGCCUUCUCGUUCUUCUGCAUGUUCAUAUGGGUGAGAAAUAAUUACAUAUUAUGUUGGAGCCGUGUUAGCUCGUAAGCGCUGGCAUGGAUAACUUUGUGUACCUGGUUACCUCAGAUCAAUUGAUCCGCGCAUCUCGCUCCCGAUCCCAUGCCUGGUAUAUAAACUGAAAGAAUGGUGAAGAGUGCGUAGUCAGAAAGAGAGGAAGAAAGUUUGAAAGAAAAUAUAUUAUGCUGGAGAGAGAGUAGCUCUGACCUAGUGCCCCUGAGAAAGCUUCUUAGAAUGAAAGGUAUAUGCAAUGUAGUGGAAGCAAGCCCUGUGUAGACAAUCCCUGCUUAGAUGAGGGUCCAUUUUUUGUUCAAGUGGUCUUAUCCCAUUAGAAUGUCAUCCUUCACAUACCCAAGUACACUUUGAAUGUUUGCACAUGCACACACGCACACACAC